Rhincodon typus (whale shark) is the source of this 7283-nucleotide messenger RNA. RefSeq names its product protein Tob2. Gene Ontology annotation, biological process: regulation of gene expression. Gene Ontology annotation, molecular function: transcription corepressor activity. The transcript is spliced from 4 exons. The record is from RefSeq and is a predicted model, not a curated record. NCBI's taxonomy places the organism in Eukaryota, Metazoa, Chordata, Chondrichthyes, Orectolobiformes, Rhincodontidae. Gene Ontology annotation, cellular component: cytoplasm; nucleus. Bases 396 to 1313 code for a protein of 305 amino acids.
AGGGACUGUUAACGGUAGGUGAGCUGAUAUAAGUACGCCAGGGAGCAAGGGGCGAAAGUUUGGGCAGAGGCUGCUCGGGGCUGACAGGCGGCGGCGGCACCACCACCACCAGGACCCGGGUUCGAAUCCCACAGCUGCAAGGAGCUGAAUACUGCUCACAUUGCCACCAACAAACACUUCUCUAGCUUCUUCCUCAACUCUACGUAUUCCCUGUUGCCAGCAAGACUGGGGAACAUAUUUUAAGCUGUUGGGAGACUUCAUUCCAGUUGUUGGACACAAUUCCAAACGUGCCAAGCUGUAAUUGUGUACCCAGUGCCCCUGUUGAAGUACAAUGGGUUGUGUGAAGAUUUGAAGCUAUUUCUGCACUGCCUUGCCUGGUCGCCAUAUUAUCAAGAAUGCAUUUGGAGAUCAAGGUGGCUUUAAAUUUCAUUAUCUCCUACCUGUAUAACAAAUUACCCCGGCGACGUGCAGACCUCUUUGGGGAGGAGCUGGAGCGGUUGCUAAAGCAGAAAUAUGAGGGCCACUGGUACCCAGAAAAGCCCCUGAAAGGAUCUGGUUACAGGUGUGUCCAUAUUGGAGAAACUGUGGACCCCAUCGUUGAGCAGGCCACAAAGAGGAGUGGGUUGGAUAUUGAAGAUAUUCGGGCUAAUGUUCCUCAAGAGUUGAGCCUCUGGAUUGAUCCUUUUGAGGUAUCCUAUCAGAUUGGUGAGAAAGGAGCUGUGAAGGUCCUCUACAUGGAUGACAAUGAAAAUAGUGCAGAAUUGGACAAGGAGAUAAAGAGCAGCUUUAACCCAGAGGCCCAGGUUUUCACACCCAUCACUGACCAGGGCAACUCUUUGUCUAAUUCCCCUUCUCCUUCUUUUGGGAAUUCUGUAAGCCCCACCUUCAUCCCAAGGUCAACUCAGCCAAUCACUUUCACCACUGCAGCCUUUGCUGCCACCAAAUUUGGGUCCACCAAGAUGAAAACUGGAGGCCGGAGAAUGGCUCGCUCUCCCACCAAUGGUUUGAUGAAGCAGAAGGGGUUGUCCACAUCAAUGCACUCACUGGUCCUUGGAAGCAACCAGAUGCCGCCAUCCUCCCUUUCUCCAAAUGCCAAGGAAUUUGUCUACCCUGGCUCGUUGAGCUUGUACUUCGGGAAUGAAAACCAGUCAUCCUCCGGCCCAGCUCCGUUCCCUAAUGCCUUUGAGGUGCCACCAAUCUACAAUAACAACAACUUGGGUGAGAAGGCCCCAUUUGUCGAAGGACUUGACUUGAACUUGAACACCAUGCAGUAUCCUAACCAGCCAUUUCAGCCAGUUGUCUUGGCUAACUAAAAUAUGUAGUGAAGAAUCCUUUCUAUACAUAGAACUCAAAGAAGGCCAACACUAAGAUUAAAGUUGAAGAGCACUUCGGGAACAGUUUAACAUUUAACCUCUAAACCCCACUUGCAGUCUCUAAACAGUGUUCACCAUCUCCUAAGUUUUCAAAUUUUUUUGAAAUUUGUUCGUCACAUCUGUACAAUCCAUAGGGAAGUUGUGGGUUUUAGAGUUAUAGUAACUUGUUUUCCUGUCAAAUUCUAUAUUCCACCCUCCCCAAACUUGGGAGGGAGGGCGGAACAGGGCACCAAAGUUCCUCUUAAAGGAAAAGUGGAUGACUGAAAUAUUGGAAUACUCCAAAUUUGAGUAAAAUAAAGUCACUAUUUGUAACUGGCAGUCUUAUCCAUUUUUCGCAGUAGUUAGAUUUGGGGCAUUACCUCACAUCUGUGCCAAUAUUUCUGUAUUUGAGUUUGCACUGUAGUAACAGCUGUAUCAGGGUUGUUAGGAGAACACACUAUUUCCCUUUUUCAAAUUAUUGCUAUAGUGCUACAGGAUGGGAAGCCAUGGCUGACAAUUAAGUUUGGCAGGUUCAUGGUGAAGCAGAAUUCUGCCAAAUAGCAUUUAAUGCAAUUAGUGUAUGUCUUAACUGGUUCAAACUGGUUGUCCAAUGAGUCUUGACAUUGCUCCUGUUUGCCCUCACUCCCCCUCCUUUUAAAACUCCAAGUGUUGUCAAAAAGAACACCUCGCUCUGAACUGCAGCAGAACCGGUCAUCUUGGUGUUAAAGGGCUUUGAAGUUCUUCGUCCAUGCUAAUCUCCUCAUUUGGAUUACUACUGUACAAUGGCAACUAGCAAAAAAAAUCUUGUGAAGCUGUGGCAUGUACUGUGGAUCCUGCUAUUUGGACAAAAUACUUCACUGCAUUGUGCUAGCUGGUUUAAAGUUCUACGUUGAAGAUCUACAGUACUUUGCAUCUUACUGAGAACCUUCUAUGUCAAUAUGCUGCAAGUUUGAUGAAGUGAGCACUUAACAACUAUUGUGCCAGAAGAAGCUGUUUCAGAGAUUUUUAUGGGGUGUUUGUUUGCAUCCUAGAUAUUGGUGAACUUUUGGGGUACUUUGUUUUUUUUUUAAAAAAAAAAAAAAACUCCUUUCUCAUUUUCCAGUUGGGCUAUUUGAGCUAUGCUGUUUGUUCCUCUUCCUACUUGUGAAGAGAAUGAUGCUUCACUUGGUCUAUGGAUCAGUCACCACCCCCUCCAAAAGAGUCAAAUGUUUGGCUAGUGAGGGGAAAGUACCAAACCUCAGGAAGAAUUUCUGUUGUGGGUGCUCCGAGACAUUCACCUCAACUGAGAUACGACUGAAAUGGCAAAUGAGAAAAGAUCAAAGACUGCACUGGAUUUGAGUAACUGGAACCAGGGAGUGUGUUUUGUGAUACUUUAUCUGAAGCUGGUCAGGAAUUGGGUGCAUGAGCCAUGUUUUCCAUUGAAAAGCCCUGCCUCUCAACUAGUUCUUACUGUGUUCAGCUGUUUAUGAUGAUGUACCAGGUUCACACCAUAUGUCCGUGUCCAACGCAUGAGUGGGAUCUAAUCCUAGGAAGGAUGAGAGUGACCAAAUUAGAAUUGUAUCUUCUUACCAUCCUCCCUUCCCAGUUGUCAGCACCUUUUUUAAAUAAAUGUUAUGUCCUGUACAUUGGCUAUUUGAGGUGCUGCACUGCUGGAGCAUUCCUGUUUCCCACCUUCAGUUUUUCAAAUCCAGUAUUGACUACCUACUUAAGUUAUGUUCUCAUUCUUCUGUCUAAUUUAAAUGACAAUCCAAGGACCCCUGUUCCUUCAGCCUAUAAGGAAUAGCGGAAAAUGUCUGGGGUCAUUGUUUUGCAUAUGGUCUGAACCCAACACUCCACUGGAAAAGUUGAGUUCAAGUGAGUUUGCAGUCCUUGUUGCAAACAUUGCAGUCGAAUGUCCUUCGGUCAUAUGCACAACUCCCAAGAAACUGACCCCCUUCAGAAGGUUUGUCCUGAAUUUGCCAGUUAGGGCAUUUCAACUGUCUGUUGUGAUGGCUUGCUACAGCCUGGAUUUCACAAACCUCUCAGCAGCACUUCAACUAGGUCACAGCUAAUUCUGUAACUGAAGUGUCACAUGGUGUUGCUGUGGGGAGGUUGGGGAAUGUCAGGGGUGGGGACUUGCCACACCUGUUUUUGUAGUGAAUGUUGAGGGAACUCCAGAGGCAACUGUAGCUGCAUGUGCUGUAUACAGCAUUCUAUCCAGAACCCUUUGUGUUCCUGUAUUGUAAGAUCAUAAUGCUUGUUCAGUCACUGUUAAAACAUUACCACAUGUUCAGCAGUGUUUACUACCUUCUUACAAUUUACAGCAACAAAGAAUACUUAAAGUUCAAGCAUUGUCCUUGAAACACAAGCAAUAUUUAAAUUGUCCAGGGUGACCAGCUUGGUUCAUCAGUUCCAGAAAUGAGCAGCAAUGAGAUCAGUUUGCUAAAUAUUUUACCCCAAUGCUUUGGAGCAUUGCUGACUAAAUUUUUGCUGCAGUUGUAAUUAAAAGUUUUUUGUUAGAAUAGUUGAUUAGUUGAUCCUAAUGGGGAAAAAAUAUGGGCUUUGGCAUAACAGCAAAUAUUUAUAAAUGUAUUGUGAAUCUAAGCAGGAGACCUUGAACUGUUUACAACCUGAGAGGUACUAGGCGUGCUCCAUUCACUAAGAAUAUUCUGGACCUCAAAAUAGCUCUUGACUGCUUGUUGUAACCCCUCCUAAACAACUGACUAAACUGCUAAGCAGCUUAUUUCAAACAAAAGGAUUCACUUUAAAUUUAGAGAACAUGUCUAGAACAGCUGCAGUAAAUUGUUUUAAGGUGGGUGAAGUUCUGAGUUGGACUUUGGUAUUUGCAAGCCAGUUUUUCACGCUACAUUCUGAUGUUACUGAAGCAGGGAAGUUGGGAGAGAGACUCGUAGGCCUGAGCCAGGUUCAUUCAGCUUGCUGUUCUUUAAAUCACUUAUUGCAAACUACUCUUUUGGCAAAGGUAGCAAUCUGCUCAGACCUUUUUCUAGUAUUGCUGUACUAGAGGCUAUUAGAGAUAACAGAAAUGUCUUCUCUGAUUUAUUUCCCCUUCCCCUGUGGGAGUUGUGCAGGUUUUUAUAUCGCAACCAAACAGUGCUGCUGAACUGGGAGGAAUAGUUGGGUCCAAUGUUAAUUUUCUUUCAGAGGCUGUAACCUAUACCAUUGUAUUACAUUUCAGGCAGGAUUACAGCCUUUUUGGGGUAAGGGGUAAGAAACAUUAAACUACCUGUGUCACUCUGAAACAAGAGCAGGUAACCUUGGACUCCUAGAUCUUUGCUUAUGAGACACUUGCUGAUGUAUUCCAGAAUCAAGUGCUAGCAUUCCUGGGGUUACUUUCAUUUAUUACUUUGAGGAAAUUUCCUACCAUUCCAGUCUGUUACUGAUGAAAUGGCGGUCUUUGGCAUUUGGCUCUUUCUUGGCCCUCUGGUGAAAUUUGCUGUGCUGAUGAUCUGUACCCAGGACCUGAGUUAGUGAGGGUGCCAGCCCCACCCCUGUUGCUCAAUUAUGGGCAAGCAAGCCAACCUUGCUAGUAGUCCUAGCAUUAAUGUUACUGGGAAUAUUGAUUGCUGAACCAUCACUGGCUCUGCUGCUUCAACCUGGCUUGUGUUCUAUAGUGUGGAAUCCUUUCCCUAAACACUGAAAUGAAAGCAAGCACUUUUCAAAAAAAACAACUCACUGUGGGUACUGCACAGAAACCUGAAAGGUCAGACUACAUGCUUUCUUUUAAAGUUCUUUAUGGUCUUGAACUGUAGUGACAGUCCUAAAUUUAUUGAGCCUUUUUAUAUGCACUUAAUGAACAAGAAUAAGUCCACUGAUAGAAUAAAGGGAUCAAGGAUGGAUCAGUAAAUUGAAUAUGGUCUAAUCCAUUUGAUUACUGUCCCAACAAUUCCAUAAGAAGUGAUGCAUCCUGAGCUUAACAACUGCAGUUAAAUGUACCCAUAUUAAGACUGAACCCACUGCUAUAGUAACUUUACCUAAUGAUACUGUGUAAGAUGCAGCAUUAAUGGACCUUUUUAAGCUGAUGUGGUAGCACUGAGCCUGUCCCUGUAGUUGCCAGGUUUUCUUCUCCCCUCAUUUCUCUUGUUCCAAUCUGAGCAGUAUUAAUAGUUAGCAAACCUAUACUGGUGGAAUUGCAAACUGGAGUUGGUAUCCACUGAUCAUCUCUUACAUUCUCUCUUUUACUCCUUUCCAAACUAUUCCCCCCAACUACUGCCACCGCCCGCCCUCCCAGCAAGAGCAAAGUGGCUUGCUGGCCUCAUCACCCUGAACUGUUGGAGUGCAAUAUGUGAGCAGCAAUGCUACCAUACCUAUAUCUUGUGGCAAUUAUUUAGCAAUUGUGUAAGUUUAUAAACAAGGGUUGCAUUAAACACUAAUCUGGUCAUAGGUUUCUGCAUUUUAUAAACAAGAUUGUAUUGCUAUCUUUCAUGAAGUACAGUUCACUCUUUGCUUUUUUUUUUAAACCCUUUGCAGGUGAGUGGUGUGCUAUGUUGGGGGCAGGGGAGGUUUGGAGAAGCUGCAGUGAGAAUUGGUGAUGGGUAAAGAAAAGGACCACUGCAAAUUUUGCUGUUCAGUUCUUCUAGGAACACUUUUUGAAUUCUUGGCUUUCUAAAUGAAAACAAUUUCUACAUUGCAUAUUCAUGUUCAACGAGCAUUCAGACUCCUCCAGUGUUCCUCCAUGUUCCUGUCAUGUGGAAGGAUGCUGUGAUACCCAGGUAAACACCAGGAGGGCCGGCAAAAGGCGAGUAAUGUUGGGAAGUAGGUGAGGUGCCUCAUGAAUUCACUGUAUGCUGAGUAGAAAGAGGCAGCCUUAAUUUGCUAGGGGCAAAGGGUUUUCAAUUGGGUUAAGAUGAUGGCAGCUUAGCUGUUUCACCAUCCCAGAGGAGGCAGGUUUGACAUGUAAACCUGAGGUGUCUUCUGACCAGAUCUUGCAGCUUAAGAGGGUAAGCAGCACUGCAGUUUGUGAUCAACUGCCCCCCACCUCCAUGUUUGCAGCUUUCAAAUGUGAUAAUCCCCACUUUUUCGGAACCUGUAUCUCAGAUUUCAUGACUAGAGGGCAGAGAAAAAUCCAUUGACGAGUGCUGUUACAACUAGGUCUUUGACUCGUGGCAAUGAUGGUGAGUUUGUAAUCACCUUGGAGCUAGUGAAACUGUGUGCUACACCAGUUAUGAUGUCUACUGAGUUUUCUGACUUGAAAAAGAAUAAAAUGUUCAAGGGAGGGGGAUGUGUGUAAACUCGGAGAUGCGUAAUAGCCUAGUUUCUAAAUAACUAACUACUUGGCAUCCCUAUUUCAUGAGGUUUGAGGGGGGAGGAUGAGAGAAACUGAAAUGUUAUUUUUUUUUUAACUCCCUCCCCCCCCCCCCCCCCCCCCCCCCCCAAGUGUUCUUCAUUGAUGUAUUAUACAGAUGUUAGCUUUCUUUACUUGAACAUUAAAAACACUGCUUGGUUUUAUUUUUAUUUUUAAUGGAUUUGGCACUAACUGAUCGAAAUCUUUAAGUUUCCUUUUCUUCCUUUUGGUUUCCUUUUGCUUGAAUGAUUUAAGAUGUUUGUAAAGGUUAAGAGUAUAUAUUUCUAAUGUACAUUGUAAUUUCAUUUCAGAUUUCAUAUGCAACAAAUUAUUUUUUCAAAAAAAUUGAAAACCAAGAGAUAUUGACAUUGUAUGCUUCAGAAAAAGACAAAACGAUGGCAGGAUUUUUUCAAAUUAUGUACAUUUUACUUUCUCAAAAGGAAUGGUUAUUUUCUGUUAAGGAAAGCGGAUGCAAAUAAUUCCUUUAUUGUAGACUGAAUAAUAUCCCAAUUUUCUACUUUGGAACAUUGUGCAAUACUUGCUUGAUGCUAAAAUGUUUUUUGCAGAUUUGUUGUAGGUGAGGUCAGAGCUGUAUAGUUUAUAAUGUUCCGGAUCUUUUUUAAGUUUGUAUUAAAAGCAUGAAAAUUGGA